Messenger RNA from Boeremia exigua, 1272 nucleotides. RefSeq lists its product as uncharacterized. NCBI's taxonomy places the organism in Eukaryota, Fungi, Ascomycota, Dothideomycetes, Pleosporales, Didymellaceae. The record is from RefSeq and is a predicted model, not a curated record. The coding region runs from base 1 to 834 and encodes 277 amino acids. The transcript is spliced from 2 exons.
AUGUUCCCGAAUUAUCAGCAUUCGGUAGCUGAGGUGUAUACUAUCGCUGCAAAGCACGUACUCGAACAGUCUGAAAGCAUGCUCUUCUUCACGUGUGUAGAGGGAGAAGACUUCCAAACUCGUAACUAUGGUCUGCCAUCUUGGGUUCCCGACUGGUCGAUAGCGAAGUUCACCGGACUCCGUGUGACUGGCUAUAGGCAUUUCAAUGCUGCAGAACAGCGACUGCCAACGUAUUCAAUUUCUCAUGACAUGAGAAUGUUGAGCAUAGAGGCAGUAAAGGUGGAUGACAUUGUGGAGAUUUGUGAAGAGAAGAACAUGUUGCGCGCGAACUUGCAGUCUUCGACAAUGUGGAAGCUACUCUCGAUGCUCGACUCAACUUACAGCACCGGACAUGGUACUCAAACUCGUGAGGAGUUGGGUACUUUGGCGGUAUGCUCUGGCAACUGGAGCACCGACAGCCUUCCCAGUGCCUUCUGCCACAGACAGUAUACUACGCAGGAUGAACUCGAGAAAGCACGUCUGAGAGCCAAAUCCGACCCUGCAUAUCUUGCAAACUUAGCACACAAAGCCUCUCUUUACGACCUUCACUUCUCACACGCCAUGCUCCCACGACCGUUUCGCACAAGGCGAGGGUACUUUGGUAUUGGGACACAAUGCUUGCGCAAAGGAGACUGUGUUUGGAUUGUAUCUGGAUGUCGUGUACCUAUCAUUCUCCGUCGCAUCGAUGGCAGCAAGCGCUUUCGACUCGUCGGCGGUUCUUAUACACAUGGCUUGAUGGAUGGGGAGGGCCUGAAUCAACCAGGUGCUGAGUUCGAAAUGGUGAGCCUCGAGUAGGAAGCUGCCUCUUGCAAACAGCAAUCGCGACGCUCAGAUGCAGUCAAGAAGACAGGUGCUAUCUUCAGGGUCAGAUAUGACCCCGUGUGCCCUUGCAAAUCCGUCCAAUAAGGGAUCGAAUGUUCGAACAAGGCUGCAUUCUCUCAGGGCCACAUGGCAUCUAGGGGAGCCACUACUUUGCUGUGUUGUAAACACUACCGUUUGUCUGCACAAACACACAUCCUGCAUGCGUUCGCAAUCGCAGGUCACCCUCCCGAGUAACGUAUCGCGAUCGUCGAGCGAGGUGUCGCAAGGCUUGCCAGGCCUGUGGUCAUCAAACACGCAAAUAUGACGCCAAGACUGCUGCCUGGACAUAUACGGUUGUGCAUCAAGUCUGCAUCAGCCGUCAAAUGCAGCGCUUGAUAUCGAACAGAAGCAAGACAGUGGUCGGAAGCCCCG